GACAUCGCUGAUUCAGGAAGUUGGAAGUACGUUGAGCAGAUUGCAGGGCCUACUUGCUGACAUGGACGCAGCAAGUCCUGUCGCAGGUGAGACUUGUGCGGUGAGCGUUAAAGCCCACGUUUUUCUCUACAAUUCGCACGAACAAAAGUGGAAUUCACUCGGAGACCGAGCUCUCUCACGAGUUCAAGUAUUUAAAAGACGCCAGGGCGAGCAAGCGUUUUACCGAAUAGUUGCACGCUGUGAGAACGCUCCAGCUAACACUCCACCAAUUCUAAUGGAGCAGUUGGAUCCACACAGUGAACUUCUAUGUACAACUGAUAAGUUCUAUCAGUUGCAACUGGGCAGUAACCAUAUCUACGGUCUUAACUUCACCUUAGAAACGGAUGCACAAGUUUUUUCUACAUUCGUUCAAAGUCUGCUGAUGCCUACUACACCAACAACUCCUGAGAGGCGAAUCGAAGAUGAGUUACCACCUGCCCAACUGGGCCCCAGACGGCAGAGGCCACAGCAGCAAGUGGGUAAUGUUGCACCAUUCAGCACCAUGCAAGGCUAUAGUCAGCGUGAGCGUAUUCCAGCCAACGCCCUUCACAGUGUUCCACCUGUACAUUCAAAGCCAAUGAUUGAAACGUACACUGAACAGCUAGGUGAUGCAAUUGCCAAGGGCGAUGUGGGUGUAGCUCAGAGUAUUGUUGCUGAGCUGGCUAAGAAAAAGGCAAAUGUGAAUGUUGAGGUGGAUCUUCAUCAGAAACCUCCUGAACCUCAACUUCACAGGCUACGCGUGAUGGUGGAAGAUAGAGAAACACCUGGUGGAUCAUUUACAAUUGAAACGAAACUAACUGUAUCUAUUAAGACUUUGAAACAAAAGGUGUAUGAGCAGCAUCAAUUUCCUGUUGAAGUUCAAAGAUGGUUCUUUAACAGACGUAUCCUGAAGGACAACGAAAAUCUCAGACAGCUUAAUAUUAAUCCUCGUGAGCAUGUUUUGAACUUGUACCUUCUGUCAUCCAAAUCGGUGGACAUCACGAGAGAGCAAGUAGAACAAAGGCAACAGAGACAAGUGGAACAACAUCAGCAACAUGGAAUACCACAGCAACAUAACCAGCCCUCUCUUGCAGUGAGGGAUGGAACAAAUAUAGCUGGAGGUGAAUUUCCCACUCCUUAUUUACCUCCCAAAGAACAUGCUGCAUUUCAACAGCAUCCUCAGGAGUCAUUUCGUCAGGCUCCAGAAACGCCAAGACAGAGGCUUAGGUAUCCACUAGAGCUACCAGGAGAGAUUAUUGAGCAUCAGGAACCUCAAAGGCGUAUGCCGGUUGGAGUACAACAACAACCAGCUGUGUUUGGUCAAAUUGCACAUGAACUGACACAAAGAAAGCAGGCUGGCAACCAGCACAAUAUUUUGCCACCACCACCACCACCACCACCACCCAAACCAGUGGGAUGGAGUUGUGCAAUGUGCACAUUUUUAAACAAGCCAACACGGCCAGGCUGUGAGAUGUGUGGUGCUGACAGACCACAGGACUAUGUAGUUCCUGCAAAUUAUCAACUGACAGCUGAUGAACAAAGAAGAAUACAGGAGGAGCAACAUCAACGUCAGCUAGUAAUGCAGGCUGAAGAAACUCAAAAGCGGCAACAAAAAGAAGAGCGUAGAAAAAAUUUACAGCGCUGGAUGAAAGCAGCUGACACUGACCUUAUCACUAAUGAGGAAGACUUUGAGUGCCCAAUUUGCUUCCUUGGUGUUGAGCCUGGUGAAGGAGUUGUUUUACGAGAGUGUCUGCACCAAUUUUGCAAACAAUGUUUAGCAGAGCAUGUAAAAAGUUCACAAGAAGCCGAUGUUCGUUGCCCAUACAUGGAUGAUGAGUUUGCAUGUGAUGCUCCCCUCACUGAACGAGAAAUCAAGCAACUGCUAGAUGACUAUAACUUCCAUAAAUGGCAUGAACGUGGAAUUGCCAUUGCUGAGACACAAAUGGAAAAUGCAUUCCACUGCAAAACGGUCGACUGUCAUGGCUGGUGUGUUUAUGACGAUGACGUCAAUGAUUUCGAUUGUCCAGUGUGUAAAAAACGAAAUUGCCUUCUGUGUAAGGCAAUUCACUAUCCAGAAAUGAACUGUAAAGAAUACCAAGAAGACCUACAGCGUAGAGCAGCUAAUGAUGAAGCUGCCAAGGCAACACAAAUAAUGUUGGAGAGAAUGGUACAACAAGGAGAUGCCAUGUAUUGUCCAAAGUGCAGGAUAAUCGUCCAGAAGAAAGAUGGAUGUGAUUGGAUUCGCUGCUCCAUGUGUAAAACAGAAAUAUGCUGGGCAACAAAGGGUCCUCGGUGGGGUCCAAAGGGCAAGGGUGAUACAAGCGGAGGUUGUAAGUGUGGUAUAAAGGGAAGGUGUCAUCCUAACUGUAGAAACUGUCACUGAUAUUUUCAUUAGUAUAACAAUGAAAUGUGAUCACAUAACAUCAUUUUUCAAUAAUGAAG
Messenger RNA from Corticium candelabrum, 2460 nucleotides. Its product is annotated as ranBP-type and C3HC4-type zinc finger-containing protein 1-like. The record is from RefSeq and is a predicted model, not a curated record. Lineage: Eukaryota; Metazoa; Porifera; Homoscleromorpha; Homosclerophorida; Plakinidae. The coding region runs from base 62 to 2401 and encodes 779 amino acids. The transcript is spliced from 13 exons. Gene Ontology annotation, molecular function: ubiquitin binding; zinc ion binding; ubiquitin-protein transferase activity. Gene Ontology annotation, biological process: protein linear polyubiquitination; proteasome-mediated ubiquitin-dependent protein catabolic process. Gene Ontology annotation, cellular component: ubiquitin ligase complex.